This is a messenger RNA of Ixodes scapularis (black-legged tick), 1151 nucleotides long. RefSeq lists its product as uncharacterized. The transcript has a single exon. Gene Ontology annotation, molecular function: sequence-specific DNA binding. NCBI's taxonomy places the organism in Eukaryota, Metazoa, Arthropoda, Arachnida, Ixodida, Ixodidae. The coding region runs from base 157 to 1131 and encodes 324 amino acids. The record is from RefSeq and is a predicted model, not a curated record.
UGUCGGUGUUCCGGCAGUUCCGGUGUUCUGAUCUCUCGUUGUGAACUUGUGAUCGUUGUUCCGCGUGUUUUCGCUCAGUUCAUGUGUUUUUUCUUUUUUUUUUCUUUUUUUUCUGAUAUUUGAGGUUUUAAACCGUUCUCCAAUCAAUAACCAAGCAUGCGGAUCUGCUGUGCUCCCGGCUGUCGCAGCAGUUACGUCAAACAGCCAUCGAAAAGGGCCUUAUUGAAAAGUGACGAGAAGCGCCACUUGUUUACCGCUCCGAAGGAUGCUGCACUCCUGAAAGUAUGGCAGAAUGCGAUCCCUGGGAAAAAGUUCACGCUCACAUCAAAACACUACCUAUGCGACUUGCAUUUUCAGCCCGACGACAUUAAUCGUCAUUACUCGCACAUCAUCAAUGGGCAGACGAUUCUUAUAGACAGGGGCCAAUGGACAUUGAAAAAAGAUGCUGUGCCAUGUCUGUUUCCGAAUGCCCCCGCGCAUCCCUCGAAACCAACCGCGAAGAGCAGCAAACGGAAGGCCUUCGCCGAUCGAAGCGUUACUCAGGCUGGAGCCAGCUCUGAUGUGACAAUUACAGAUGAACCCGAAGCUGACGACGAUGACAGCAACCCAACAGACAAGUGCACCAACGUUUCCGACAUCUGUUCCGGAAUUUCAGGAUCACGGUCGCCUGUCGAAGGAUGGUCACUUCAAAGGACACCCGAGGAUCACGUGAUUUUCUACAAGCUUGUGGAGAAGCAAGGUGUAGUUUCUGUGACGAGGGCUGUCACGUUCAGAAAGGAUCUCCCUCUAGUUGUUAGCGUAGGAGGAAAGUUGGUGCCAGAGGCAAGCUAUAGGAGUCCAAGUACGACUCGGCCAUGCAUAUCAACCCUCGAAGAAUUGAGAGUUUUCUUGGGCUAUAUUGAUUCCCUCAAAGUGUGCGCUGGAUGCCCCCUGGAACUAUUUCAAACUGUCACAUCCUUAACAACAGCCGUCGGGAAUGGUGACAUGUGGCGCAGAAAGACAUGCAUGGUGCUUUCAGAACAGACUACCUGUCGAGGUUGCGUGCUCACACGAAAGGUGUUCCGCGAAAGAGAAAAAAAAGACACUCUUCAAAACAGACAACCUCCCAACGGAAGCCUCGUUUGCUUGUGAAAAUUACUGCGGAGAAAGGU